CGAGAGGCGUGAUUCGAAGGGCGGCGAUUGAAACGGAACUCGAAUAAUCCGCGCCGGUGUGCCCGUGUUCAUCGUGGACAGUGUUGUUGUUGUUGUGGACCGAUUUUCCCGCGAUGUCGACGCGACCGCGAUAAGGAUUACCCAUCGCGGUAUCGACACGUCGACGGUGUAUGCACGACGUGGUGUCGUCCGACGAAGAGGAUGUGAAUCGCGCACUGUAUCAAAGUGAACGCGCUUAUCAAACAAUCGCGGACAUGGCUUUGAGGUGGCAGGCCAGGCUUUCCAUUGCUGCCAUACUCUUCAUGUGUACGGAAGAUACGCUGAGCUUAGGAGAUCGACAGACGAUGGACAACAUGGAUCGACACGGCGGUCAGGGUAGACCGCGGAACCAGAUGCUCGAUCCUCCCAACAUGAAACUGAAGGUGGAGCCUACGUUCGACUACUCGCAGAACACGAACGUGACAGCGCUGAUAGGGAAGACCGCUUAUCUCACGUGUAGGGUUCGCAACUUGGGCGACAAAAGCGUAAGAUCCUUCAUUUCCUUCAUCAAUCGAGAAUUAGAUUAG
This is a messenger RNA of Apis florea (little honeybee), 566 nucleotides long. Its product is annotated as cuticle protein 8-like. The record is from RefSeq and is a predicted model, not a curated record. Gene Ontology annotation, biological process: synapse organization. Lineage: Eukaryota; Metazoa; Arthropoda; Insecta; Hymenoptera; Apidae. Gene Ontology annotation, cellular component: extracellular matrix; neuron projection membrane.